This is a messenger RNA of Diachasmimorpha longicaudata, 1457 nucleotides long. RefSeq names its product cytochrome b5-like. Bases 949 to 1347 code for a protein of 132 amino acids. The record is from RefSeq and is a predicted model, not a curated record. Lineage: Eukaryota; Metazoa; Arthropoda; Insecta; Hymenoptera; Braconidae. Gene Ontology annotation, cellular component: intracellular membrane-bounded organelle; membrane. Gene Ontology annotation, molecular function: heme binding. The transcript has 2 exons.
CUUCUGUUCAAUUGUCACACCACAGGUCUGACCCGUCUCAUAUCUCGUCUAUUCUCCAGUGGAAUAAAUAUGUUUUUUUUUAUCUGUCAUAAAGCCUGUUCAUCAUUUUGCCAGACAAAUGCGACAAACACAAGUGCCUGUGACCACGUCAUUCCACGAACACCAAUCGUUAUAUCGCGUGAGUUCGCAUUGGUCUAUAGCCAGUCACCGAGGAUGGCAUUACGAGUGUGGGUGGUGGCACAGGCGCCCCAAAAGACCGAGAGCGAGAGAGUGAGAGAGAUGUCGAGUAACAAGGGAUGUAGAGGAAACAGGGUUAAUGUGAAGAGGCUGGAGAUGGAGUAUUGCAUGGUUCGCAUUCUCCAUGAAAUAAUGACAUGCAGAGGGAUUGAAAAUCAAUAGGAGGAAUGUCAAUAUUCAAUGUGUCAGCGAAAAAUAGAGAAGAACAACAUUUGCUCCGGGUAAAGAGAAUGGAAAUGACGAGGACUUGAUUCUUUUUUUAAUUAGCAGGUUCCCCCCGAGGUCAUGAGUUUGUAUUUAUUCCUAAAAAAGCUGAGAUUGUUGGGAAAUUAUUCGAACUGGUCAGGCAUUAUGUGCAAAUUAAGGCAGCCCUCGAUCGAUGAUUUUUACUUUUCGGUGGCCUCUGUCUCGUGGGCUGACGCAAAUGCCAGUUCACCAGGUGCUGUGCUAGCAGAAACGAUAGGAAUCCAGUGACAAGUCGUGAGGAAUUUUCACAUUCUGCGGGGGGGAAUCACUCAGACAUUUUUUGCUUUUUUUUUUUUCUUGGCAGUUUGGAAAGGAACGUUGAGUGGAUGACAGUCUGAUCUAGGUGUGCAUCGGGGUCUGGGCGGUUGGAGAUAUUCUCUUCACUUUCUCCGAGCGACUGAAAGUGAGAAAAUCCGGAGAAACUGCGCUGUAUUUGGCAGAUUGCGAUAAAAUAAAAAUAAAAUAAUGACGACCACAUACACUGCCGAGGAGGUGUCUCAUCACAACAGCGAAGAGAACCUCUGGAUGAUUAUUCACGGUGGCGUUUACGAUGUGACAAAAUUUCUGAGUGAACACCCAGGAGGCGAGGAAGUUCUCCUGAAACUUGGGGGUCAAGAUGGUACAACUUGUUUCGACGAUAUUGGACACACAACCGAGGCAAUCCAAUUACGAGAGAGGUACAGAAUAGGCGAGGUAGGGACCAGUGGAGUGAACAAUUCUGGACCCUCGAGGCCUGAUGACACUCCCAAGGAUAACACCGAGUGGAUGAUCGAGAAAGACAAGCAGAAGCCAUCACCCCUGUUGCCCAUUUUUGUCGGUAUUCUCGCAAUUAUUUAUGCAUCACUGUUUUAUUAUUUACCUUGAGUGAUAACAAUUAUUGAACUGCAGUAAUUGACGGAUCACAACCCCGAGUGUCAUGUCAACAAUAAAUAAGAGAAGGUUUUUUACAAUAAAAAAUGAUUUUUGAUCAACAA